AUGGCUGAGUACCAAGCACAGCGCACCGAGUCCACGAGAGGAGGUCAAAAUGAGUCGAUUGAAGCUCAAGAUACAAAUCCAACAGAGGCUCAAUGCAGCUCUCGCCAAAGCUUACUUGACCCAGACCUCGCUCCCAAGAAUUCGGCCGAGCAAGCAUACCCUUCACGACGACGCUUCACUCUAUGGCAGAGCAUCGGACUCCUUAGCUUUCUCUCCCUUGUACUUGGGACGACUCUUACACUUGCCUCAUGCGGUGUCCUCGUAUAUCUCUGGCGUGGUGCUGAUCUGGCGCAUGAUCGCAAUGAGCCUCAGUUCUGGAAGACCAUAGUCACAACCGGCUGGGCCGCCCGAGUCGCCACCAUAUGCUCUGCAAUCAUACGCACCUCUAUCGCAGUCCAGGCCAGUGUCGUUGCAGCCGCACUUUCGGCGAUUAUUCUCGAGACUACAGGCGUUCGCUUCAAUGACGUUCCAAUCCUAUCCUCUGAGAGAGCUUCAAAGUCGGGUUUCAUCAACAUCUGUCCAGCAGUCCUCAGGCAAACUACAAGAAAUCCCUUGAGCAUCUUGUACUCUCUCAUUAUUAUCCUGGGCUUGACUAUCAUGGCGGUUUCGACAUUUAUCUCUACCAUUCUUCUCUCUGACUUUACUACAGCAAAGGUGGCCUCCCCGGGCGUGACGCAUGAACAUGCCAUCGCCUCCAAACACCCUGCCGAUUGGCGAUUCAACUACAAGGGCCCUACGUACUGGGGAUCUAAGCCAUCUGCGCAAUGGCGCUUCGCAGAGCAACGAAUUGGGGAAUCCGAGUACGGUGAUACCGGCGAUAUUUAUCGUGCCAUGCUGCCAUUUUCGGAAGCGGCCUCGAGAACAUCGCUUGAGUCUUACGAUGGACCUGCUUUGGUUGCCAACAUUCGUACCAUUUGUCGCGCGCCUCCGUUGCAGAACUCGAGUAUUUCCGCCCACGGGAUGAUUAGCCCGCACUUCGGAGAUGCAAAAGAUAGUGUGUCCGCGGUUCUAAAUACGACAGGUCCAUCUCAGUGUAUGCUGUAUUGUCGAGAUAGAGGCGAGCUGACAGGCUGGCCUGUGUCGCUUUGCGAUUACUCUGGCUCUUUCAUGCCCCAACCCAAGCUUCCAAUAGAUCCUAAGACAGAAAGAAAACACAGCUUCCAGCAAAUGCUCGUCGUCAAUGCGACAACCAAUAUUGCUGCAGAAGGGUUUAGAGAUACCAAUGGAGGUCCCCCGCCCAAACGUCUACGGAAUCUGACUUAUGAGAUGGGGGAUGUAUGGACCAAAGCAUACGAUACCAAUGGGGAUCAUGUCCUAAGUGCUACGUUCUGUUUCGUCAACACAUACCCUGCGCAGAUAUACAAAGUCAGUAUGUCUGGGCGUCAAACCACUACGGAACCCAGUCUCAAUGCCGACAAGAUUGACAGCGUUCGUCUUCAACUUGGUAACGGGGAAGAUUUCGCAAAGCGCGAGAUUCUUGAACUCGAUAUCGGACGGCGCCUGAACGUCAGUUCUCGUCUUGUAGACUUUGUGGAGGGCGUUCCGAUGGAAGACGGACCGACCCACGAUCCAUACUACAGGACUCUGGGGCUCGAACAUCCAUCAAUGUCCAAUACGACUUGGGGCAUGAUGUCGCCAGCACAAGAAGUCGAGCAAGGAUGGUCAGCGAACCUGGCGCAUAUCUCGCUCUUCCAGAGCAUUAUACAGGAAACCGAAGAUCCUGCCACGGCGGUUCAAGGUCUGAUGACUCGGCUGUAUCAGAUGGUCUAUUACAACUGGCUGGAAGAAUAUGAUCUCAAAUACCCUGUGAACACUAUCCAUACGGAAGAUAGACUUAUACCGACUAGAUGGGCUGGGCUUAUUAUUGUUCUUGUACUUAUUGCGGUACAUCUUGGACUCGUUUUCACAACGAUUAUUCUCUUUGUGCUAAAGACCAAGGCUUCGGCGCUUGGGAACACCUGGCAUAGUCUUGCGCAGACAGCGCAGAUGACUGACGGCACCACCGGGGCUGAUAUGAUGUUGGAUGGUGAGGUACAGAAGUGGGCUAAGGCAACUGGAAGAGACAACGACGUCUGUGGUAUCAAGAAGUCGGACGAGGAUGGCAAGUUUGAGGUUCAAUUCUUGAGGAAGAAGAGCUGA
Molecule: messenger RNA, 2139 nt
Organism: Fusarium fujikuroi IMI 58289
Lineage: Eukaryota; Fungi; Ascomycota; Sordariomycetes; Hypocreales; Nectriaceae
Exons: 2
Coding region: 1-2139 (712 amino acids)
Source: RefSeq, a predicted model, not a curated record